ACCACUCUAUCAACAACAACUGCAAAAACAUCUACAACUCCAUCAACAACUAUAACACCAGUCACCACAUCAACGGCAUCAACAUCUGCCACUCCAUCAACAACAACUGUACCAACAUCAACCCUUUUGUCAACAACAGUUGCACCACCCACAACAUCAUUGGCAUCAACAUCUACCACUCCACCAAUAACAACUGUCCCAACAUUAACAACUUUGUCAACAACAACUGCACCAACAUCUACCACUCCAUCAACAACAACUGCACCAACAACAACCACUCCAUCAACAACAACUGCACCAGUCAUUACAUCAACAGCGCCAUCAACAACUAAUCAACAACUCAACAGCACCAUCAACAACUCAUCAACAACUCCAUCAACAACAACUGCACCAGCCAUAACAUCAACGGCACCAACAUCAACCACUCUAUCAACAACAACUGCAAAAACAUCUGCAACUCCAUCAGCAACUAUAACACCAGUCACCACAUCAACGGCAUCAACAUCUGCCACUCCAUCAACAACAACUGUACCAACAUCAACCCUUUUGUCAACAACAGUUGCACCACCCACAACAUCAUUGGCAUCAACAUCUACCACUCCACCAAUAACAACUGUCCCAACAUCUACCACUCCAUCAACAACAACUGCACCAGCCACAACAUCACUGGCAUCAAAACCUACCACUCCAUCAACAACUGUAGCAACAUCAACAACUCCAUCAACAACAACUGCACCAGCCAUAACAUCAACGGCACCAACAUCAACCACUCAAUCAACAACAACUGCAAAAACAUCUACAACUCCAUCAACAACUAUAACACCACUCACAACAUCAACGGCAUCAACAUCAACUGCACCAACAUCUACCACUCCAUCAACAACAACUGCACCAACAACAACCACUCCAUCAACAACAACUGUACCAACAUCAACCACUCCAUCAACAACAAAUGCACCAACAUCUACCACUCCAUCAACAACAACUGCACCAACAUCUACCACUCCAUCAGCAACAACUGCACCAACAACAACUACUCCAUCAACAAAAACUGCACCAGCCAUUGGGUCAUCAACAACAACUGCACCAACAUCUACCACUCCAUUAACAACAACUGCACCAACAACAACCAAUCCAUCAACAACAACUGCACCAGCCAUUACAUCAACAGCACCAACAUCAACCACUCCAUCAACAACAACUGCACCAACAUCUACCACUCCAUCAACAACAACUGCACCAGCCACAACAUCACUGGCAUCAAAACCUACCACUCCAUCAACAACUGUAGCAACAUCAACAACUCCAUCAACAACAACUGCACCAGCCACAACAUCAACGGCACCAACAUCAACCACUCAAUCAACAACAACUGCAAAAACAUCUACAACUCCAUCAACAACUAUAACACCACUCACAACAUCAACGGCAUCAACAUCAACUGCACCAACAUCUACCACUCCAUCAACAACAACUGCACCAACAACAACCACUCCAUCAACAACAACUGCACCAACAACAACCACUCCAUCAACAACAACUGCACCAGUCAUUACAUCAACAGCACCAAUAUCAACCAUUCCAUCAACAACUCCAUCAACAACAACUGCACCAACCAUAACAUCAACGGCACCAACAUCAACCACUCUAUCAACAACAACUGCAAAAACAUCUACAACUCCAUCAACAACUAUAACACCAGUCACAACAUCAACCACUCCAUCAACAACAACUGCACCAACAUCUACCACUCCAUCAACAAUAACUGCACCAACAACAACCACUCCAUCAACAACAACUGCACCAGCCAUAACAUCAACGGCACCAACAUCAACCACUCUAUCAACAACAACUGCAAAAACAUCUACAACUCCAUCAACAACUAUAACACCAGUCACAACAUCAACCACUCCAUCAACAACUGCACCAACAUCUACCACUCCAUCAACAACAACUGCACCAACAACAACCACUCCAUCAACAACAACUGCACCACACCAUCAACAACUCAUCAACAACUCCAUCAACAACAACUGCACCAGCCAUAACAUCAACGGCACCAACAUCAACCACUCCAUCAACAACAACUGCACCAGUCAAUACAUCAACAGCACCAUCAACAACUCAUCAACAACUCAACAUCACCACAUCAACGGCAUCAACAUCUGCCACUCCAUCAACAACAACUGUACCAACAUCAACCCUUUUGUCAACAACAGUUGCACCACCCACAACAUCAUUGGCAUCAACAUCUACCACUCCACCAAUAACAACUGUCCCAACAUUAACAACUUUAUUUACCAGUCAACCAUCAACUGCACCAACAUUUACCACUCUACCAGCAACUGCUGCACCAAGCUCAACGUCAACUGCACCAACAUCUACCAUUCCAUCAAUAAUAACUGCACCAACCUUUACCACUCCAUCACCAACUACUGCACCAACAUUUGUCACCCUACCAACAACUGCACCAUCAACAACUCAUCAACAACUCAACAGCACCAUCAACAACUCAUCAACAACUCCAUCAACAACAACUGCACCAGCCAUAACAUCAACGGCACCAACAUCAACCACUCCAUCAACAACAACUGCACCAGUCAAUACAUCAACAGCACCAUCAACAACUCAUCAACAACUCAACAGCACCAUCAACAACUCAUCAACAACUUCUUCAACAACAACUGCACCAGCCAUAACAUCAACGCACCAACAUCUACGACUCCAUCAGCAACAACUGCACCAGCCACAACAUCAUUGGCAUCAACAUCUACCACUCCAUCACCAACUACUGCACCAACAUUUGUCACCCUACCAACAACUGUUGCACCAGCCAUUACAUCAACAGCACCAACAUCAACCAUUCCAUCAACAACUACUGCACAAGCCACAAUAUCAUCUCAACCAACAUGUACCUCUCCGUCAACAACAAAUGCACCAACAUCAACCACUCAAUCAGCAACAACUGCACCAAAAACAACCACUCCAUCAACAAAAACUUCACCAGCCAUUGGGUCAUCAACAACAACUGCACCAACAUCUACCGCUCCAUCAACAACAACUGCACCAACAACAACCACUCCAUCAACAACAACUGCACCAGCCAUUACAUCAACAGCACCAACAUCAACCACUCCAUCAACAACAACUGCACCAACAUCUACCACUCCAUCAACAACAACUGCACCAGCCACAACAUCACUGGCAUCAGCACCUACCAAUCCAUCAACAACUGCAGCAACAUCAACAACUCCAUCAACAACAACUGCAACAGACAUAACAUCAUCAGCACCAACAUCUACCACUCCAUCUACAACAACUGCACCAACAUCAACCACUCUAUCAAUAACAACUGCACCAACCUCUACAACUCCAUCAAUAACUAUAACACCAGUCACAACAUCAACAGCAUCAACAUCUGCCACUCCAUCAACAACAACUGUACCAACAUCAACCCUUUUGUCAACAACAGUUGCACCAGCCACAACAUCAUUGGCAUCAACAUCUACCACUCCAUCAACAACAACUGAACCAACAUCUACCACUCCAUCAACAACAAUUGCACAAACAACAACCACUCCAUCAACAACAACUGCAUCAGCCAUUACAUCAACAGCACCAACAUCUACCACUCCAUCAGCAACAACUGCACCAGCCACAACAUCAUUGGCAUCAACAUCUACCACUCCAUCAACAUCAACUGCACCAACAUCUACCACUCCAUCAACAACAACUGCAGGAACAUCAUCCACUCAAUCAACAACAACUGCACCAGCCACAACAUCAUUGACAUCAACAACUACCAAUCCAUCAACAUCAACAGCAACAACAUCUACCACUCCAUCAACAACAACUGCACCAACAUCAACCACGCUAUCAACAACAACAACUGCACCAACAUCUACCACUCCAUCAACAACUACUGCACAAACCACAAUAUCAUCUGCACCAACAUCUACCUCUCCGUCAACAACAACUUCACCAACAUCAUCCACUCCAACAACAACUGCACCAACAUCAACCACUCUGUCAACAACAGCCACUCCAUCAACAACAACUGCACCAGUCUUAACAUCAACGGCACCAACAUCUACCACUCAAUCAACAACAACUGCACCAACAUCAACCACUCCAUCAACAAUAACUGUACCGACAUUUACCACUCCAUCACUAACUACUGAACCAACAUUUGUCACUCUACCACCAACUGCUGCAACAACUUCAACAACAACUGCACCAACAUCAACCCCUCUAUCAACAACAACUGCACCAACAUCUACCACUCCAUCAACAACACCAAUAUCAACCAUUCCAUCAACAACUACUGCACAAACAUCAACCACAACCAUUGGGUCAUCAAAAACAACUAUCAGCUGCACCAACAUCUACCACUUUGUCAACAAAAACUGCACCGAGAUCUACCUUUUUAUCAACAACAACUGCACCAACAUCAACCACUCUGUCAACAACAGCUGCACCAACAACAGCUUCUCCAUCAACAACAACUCAACAUCAACCACUCCAUCAACAACAACUGCACCAGCCACAACAUCACUGGCAUCAACAUUUACCACUCCAUCAACAUCAACGGCACCAACAUCUAUCACUCCAUCAACAACAACUGUACCAACAUCAACCACGCUAUCAACAACAACUGCACCAACAUCUACCACUCCAUUAACAACUACUGCACCAGCCACAACAUCAUCUGCACCAACAUCUACCACUCCAUCAUCAACAACUGCAGCAACAUCAACCACUCCAUCAACAACAACUGUACCAGCCACAACAUCAUUGGCAUCAACAUUUACCACUCCAUCAACACCAACGGCACCAACAUCUACCACUCCAUCAACAACAACUGCACCAGAAUCCACCAUGUUAUCAACAACAACUGCACCAACAUCUACCACUACAUCAACAAGUACUGCACCAGCCACAACAUCAUCUGAACCAACAUCUACCACUCCAUCAGCAACAACUGCAACAACAUCAACCACUCCAUCAACAACAAUUGCACCAACAUCAACCACUCCAUCAACAACAACUGCACCAGCCACAACAUCAUUAGCAUCAACAUUUACCACUCCAUCAACACCAACGGCACCAACAUCCGCCAUGUUAUCAACAACAACUGCACCAACAUCUACCACUCCAUCAACAACAACAACUGAAACAUCAACCACUCCAUCAACAACAACUGUAAUAUCAACAUCUACUUCACCAACAUCUACCACUCUAAAAACAACUGCUGCACCAACUUCAACAACAGCUGCACAAACAUCCAACACUAUAUCAACAACUGCACCAAUAUUAACAACUCCAUCGACAACAACUGUACCAACAUUUACCACUCUAUCAACAACUGCACCAACCUCAACAACAACUGCACCAACAUCAACUGCACCAACAUCUACCACUGGAUCAACAACAAAUGUACCAACAUCCACAACUCUGUUAACAACAACUGCACCAGCAUCUACAACAAUAUCAACAACUGCACCAACCUCAGCAUUCACUGCAUCAACAUCUACUACUCCAUCAACAACAUUUGUACCAAUAUCUACCACCCUGUUAACAACACGUGCACCAACCUCAGCAACAACUAAACCAACAUCUACCACUCUGUUAACAAAAACUAGACCAACAUCUACCACUCCAUCAACAUCAACUUUACCAAUAUCUAUCACUCUACAAACAACUGCUACUCCAACCUCAACAUUAACUGUACCAACAUCUAUCACUCCAUCUACAACUACUGCAGCAGCCUCAACAUCAACUGUACUGACAUCUACAACUCCAUUGACAACAACUGCAGCAGCCUCAACAUCAACUUUUCUGACAUCUACAACUCCAUCGACAACAACUAUACCAACAUCUAGCACUCUACCAACAACUUCUGCACCAACAACAACUACCAACAUCUACCACUCCAUCAACAUCUACUUUACCAAUAUCUAUCACUCUACAAACAACUGCUGCACCAACCUCAACAUUAACUGUACCAACAUCUAUUACUCCAUCUACAACUACUGCAGCAGCCUCAACAUCAACUGUACUGACAUCUACAACUCCAUUGACAACAACUGCAGCAGCCUCAACAUCAACUUUUCUGACAUCUACAACUCCAUCGACAACAACUACACCAACAUCUAG
This is a messenger RNA of Carassius carassius (crucian carp), 6156 nucleotides long. RefSeq names its product mucin-2-like. The transcript has 13 exons. NCBI's taxonomy places the organism in Eukaryota, Metazoa, Chordata, Actinopteri, Cypriniformes, Cyprinidae. The annotation marks the transcript as partial. The record is from RefSeq and is a predicted model, not a curated record.